CCACGGACCCGGCCGGACACAGUAAACUUUUGCGGCUUAUCUCUGUCCUGGAGAGAGAAGACGAUCUCUUGGGCUAUGAGGCUCUUACUAGAGAGCGCGGCCGUCCUUAUUCUCCUAUGGAGUUGUCUAGUGUUUGUCCUCGCAGGACGUGACUUCUACCAGAUACUGGGCGUCUCCAAGAGUGCCUCUACCAGUGAAAUCAAGAAGGCCUACAGGAAACUGGCAGUCAAGUACCAUCCUGACAAGAAUCCGGACAACCCAGACGCAGUCACAAAGUUUCACGACAUCAACGACGCCUACGAGGUGCUGCAGGAUGACGAGAAAAGGGAGAUCUAUGAUCGACACGGGGAGGAGGGGCUGAAGAACCAGGGUGGAGGAGAUCAUGGCUUUGGUUCCUUCUUUGACGGGGGCGGAGGGUUCCGUUUCCAUUUCGGUGGAGGGGGCGACGGGGGUCCUCGGGAAAUUCCUCGCGGGGGAACCAUCCACAUGGACAUGGAAGUUUCACUGGAGGAUCUCUACAUUGGCAAAUUCAUAGAGUUUGCUCGCUAUAAGCCAGUGGCGAAGCCGGCGUCCGGGACUCGGCAGUGCAACUGCAGGACAGAGAUGAAGACCACUCAAAUUGGACCGGGCAGAUUUACAAUGUCGCCACAGCAAGUCUGCGAGGAAUGCCCAAAUGUGAAGUAUGUUCUGGAGGAGAAAGUUCUGGAGAUGGAGAUUGAGCCUGGAAUGAGGGACGGCUACCAGUACCCUUUCAUCGCUGAAGGUGAACCACACAUAGAUGGAGAGCCUGGAGAUCUCAUUAUGGUCAUCAAGACAAAGAAACACGGUGUAUUUGAGAGGAGGGGAGACGACCUGUACAUGAACCUGACGGUGUCUCUGAGAGACGCUCUGGUGGGGUUCUCCGUUGACAUCUCUCACCUCGACGGACAUGUGGUGACUCUCCACAGGGAGAAGGUGACGUGGCCUGGAGCCAUCAUACAAAAACCGGGUGAGGGAAUGCCCAACUACGACGACAACACACGGAGAGGCAGUCUCUUCAUCACCAUUGACGUCGACUUCCCUCGGGGGACUUUCUCUGACGAGGACAAGGAAGCAAUCAUCGCAGUACUUGGACAGGAAUCAGGACAGACGACCUACAAUGGACUCUGACACAACAGCACACAUGUGUGCAUGUGUGUGGAGAGUUGCUGCUAUAAGGCUAUUCCAGGUUUUCCAGCCUCCAUUAGGAUGUUGUAAUUUAUAUCACUCCUAGGGAUCUUUGAAUCAAAACAUCCAUGUGUACAUGUGCCGUGUCUAAAGCAAUUUUUACAAGCCAAC
Molecule: messenger RNA, 1317 nt
Organism: Geodia barretti
Lineage: Eukaryota; Metazoa; Porifera; Demospongiae; Tetractinellida; Geodiidae
Source: the annotation of a GenBank genome assembly